Messenger RNA from Neltuma alba, 790 nucleotides. Its product is annotated as outer envelope pore protein 16-4, chloroplastic-like. Gene Ontology annotation, molecular function: transmembrane protein transporter activity. NCBI's taxonomy places the organism in Eukaryota, Viridiplantae, Streptophyta, Magnoliopsida, Fabales, Fabaceae. The record is from RefSeq and is a predicted model, not a curated record. Gene Ontology annotation, biological process: protein insertion into mitochondrial inner membrane. Gene Ontology annotation, cellular component: TIM22 mitochondrial import inner membrane insertion complex. The transcript is spliced from 6 exons. Bases 12 to 437 code for a protein of 141 amino acids.
CCGCCGCUCUGAUGCCUGGCGAGGAGAGGAUCGGGGAAUGGAAGAUGGAAGACGACGUAUACGGCGUCGUUCCGUGCUCUUCCCUCGCCGUUGAGUCAAUCAUCCGCGUCGGAACGGCUGGUGCUAUCUGGGGCCUGUGCAGUGGUCCCUAUGACGCUCGUAAACAAGGUUUUACUGGCCUUGCCCGAGCUUCUUUUGUGGCUAACUCAGUCGGCAGAUUCGGGUUUCAAUGUGGACUUGUGGCUGGAAUUUUUAGCAUUACUCGAUGUGGGAUUCAGAGAUACAGGAGUCAGGAUGAUUGGGUCAAUGGUUUGAUUGCGGGUGCUGUAGCAGGUGCAGCCGUUGCUUCUGGGACAAGAAACUGGACGCAGGUAAUUGGGAUGGCUUGUUUGGUUUCAGCUUUCAGUGCUGCCGCUGACUACUCUAGAACAUCUUGAAAUGACAUUCCUUCGAAGCAUGGACAGAAGAGUAACAUAUUCGAGAAUUCGGGCUUUCCUAGCGUACGCCAACAACUGUAUUUGUUCUUUAACAGCAUAUCUUUCUCAUAUCUAAGGAAAAACGGGUGGUUAGAGUGGGCAUGGUUUUUUGUCUUCCUUGUAAUUGUGCAGAACCAUAUUGUACGCGGUUCAAGCAUUACAAGUCGAUGGAUGAUUUACUGAAAAGCAGUCGAUCUGUUACUAUUGCAGUGACAGUUGUAGAAUUGUUAUCUUCUAUAUCAUAAAAUUGCAUAGGUGUGAACAAACAGGUCAUAUCAGUUAUGAGAACCAGAUUAUUUUCCAUCAGAUGUUUA